This is a messenger RNA of Anopheles darlingi, 7112 nucleotides long. It is a transcript of the gene Wdr81, whose product is annotated as WD repeat-containing protein 81. The record is from RefSeq and is a predicted model, not a curated record. Gene Ontology annotation, biological process: aggrephagy. Gene Ontology annotation, cellular component: mitochondrion. Lineage: Eukaryota; Metazoa; Arthropoda; Insecta; Diptera; Culicidae. Gene Ontology annotation, molecular function: protein binding; phosphatidylinositol 3-kinase regulator activity. The transcript has 4 exons. Bases 280 to 6801 code for a protein of 2173 amino acids.
UACUAUUUUGCCCAAUUUCCUGAAUUUUGUGAUAAAACUAAAGGUGAUAAGAGCCAAUUCAAGGCCCAGGAAGCUAGAUUCCAUAGCCGCACUGGGGUAAACCCUCACCGAAGAAGAAGGAGAAGAUGGAUCAGCGAGUUAUAGUGCAAUUUUUAACUUUCCUGCGUUAAUGUAGUUCGUGAUCAUCCGGUUGAGAUAAGAAGUGCCGUGGUGUGGGGUCCUGCUAAGAUCAAUGUUGGGUGUCCUGGUGUGUCGCGUGAUCGGUGGGAGGCACCUGCAAUGAUGGAGGCGUUUAUGCAUGAGUUUUCCAUCCCCAAGCACCAGAUCCGUGAAACCUGGCAUCCGAAUCGAUGGGUGUUGCUGGUGCACAAAUCGUGGUUGCGCGGCCUCACGCACGGCGGUCGCGUCCCGAAAGAGUUUCCUACGUACGGAUUAGCGGACGCACUCGAGUGGCCUCCGGAGAACGAAACGGGGCCGUGGAGCAGGGUUUACGCCGCGGUAUAUCCAAAGCAAAGUACGAAAGUAAUUCCUCUACCACGAAGCAAGCAUUUAACGGGUGCCACAGCAAACGAUCCACUUACCUCCUACGGGACGGAUGGUGGCACCGUGGAGGAUCCGUUGCACUACUCGCAGCUACUGCAGUACGUGUCGUCAACGAAUCACAAAAAUGCCUGGAAGGCUGCGUACCGAAAGUAUGCAGGCUCACGACCCGACGUCACCGCCAUUCCUCCGGUGGCUAACGCCGUCAGCAGCGCGUUCAGCGAACAACAGCACCCACAUCAUCACCAAUCCCUCAGUACAAAGAAAGGCCCCGGAACUGCGGCCGAACCAGUCAGCAAUCCUCACAUAUCAGUAAACGCUGUAACCCUGCCGUAUGACAGCGUCUUCCGGGAGGUACUGCACCGUACCUUUGGCUGCCCGAUACUGCAGCAAUACUCAUUAAACGCACCGAAGGACCCCGAUACGGGCAUCACAAAUCAAAACGCAAGUUGUGCACCAACGGUGGAAGGUGGAUCAAACGCCAGUCCCGCAGCAGCUGCCGCCAAUCUGUUUCCCGCGAUAGCUACGAUCGAAACCGGAACUGCGUUCUAUAUUAUCUAUGAACUCUAUCUGACGAACAAUCUGCUCGACUGCGUAACUUACAGUCCAGCGAUCAUCGAACGAUCGUACAACAAACCGCUGUUCAUCGUUUACCAGUUGCUGCAGAUGAUGCGUUCGUGUCACGAUCGUGGCCUAAACGUGGGCGAUAUCUCGCUGAAGGACAUCUACCUGACGGAGAAUCUGUGGAUCCGGGUGAUGCCCAAACUGGAGGCCAAUCUGCUCGAAUACGACGAGGAGCUGUUACGGCAGCUCGGUGAGCUGCAGCUGAUCCAGGAACGUACAGCAGUGGGCCAACAGCAGCAGCAGCAGCAACAACAGCAACAGUCCUUUCUCACUCCCAAACCAUCCGCUGGGCUUGACCUGCGGUACACGCUGCGUGAGUACUGCGAAAUGUGGUGCCAUGGGCAGCUGUCAAACUUCGAUUACCUGACGAUUCUGAACCACAUGACGGGUCGGAGGAUUGGUUGCCCUGAGUUCCACCACAUUAUGCCCUGGGUUACCGAUUUUUCAUCCCGUUCCGGGCAAGCGUGGCGUGAUCUGAAGCGAUCCAAGUUUCGUCUCAACAAGGGAGACGCUCAGCUCGAUCUCACAUUCCAGGCGGCCACGGUUGGCAUUGCAGCGGUACAUACGGAUCAGCAGGACGCGCCGGUAACGGUGCCCCAUCAUGUGUCGGAUGUACUUUCGGAGAUAACCUACUACGUGUACAUGGCACGGCGAACGCCGAAGGCGACCCUCUGCAAACACGUUCGACCGAUCUGGGUGCCGGCCGAAUAUCCGGCAACGAUAGCACGGCUUUACGAAUGGACACCGGAUGAGUGCAUACCGGAGUUUUUCUCCGAUCCGUCCGUCUUUAAGAGCAUCCACGAGGAUCUACCGGAUCUGGAAAUACCGAGCUGGUCAAGCUGUCCGGAGGAUUUCGUGGUAAAACACCGGGAACUGCUCGAGAGCCAAUACGUUUCAGAACGGUUGCACCAUUGGAUCGAUCUUACCUUUGGCUACAAGCUCACCGGUGGUGCCUCAAUCCGCUCUAAGAACGUUUGCCUUUCGCUCGUCGAUAAACACCAGAAUCUCUGUCAUCGCGGUGUGGUCCAAUUGUUUGCGUGCCCGCAUCCACCGCGCCAGUUCGUGACGGCGUGGAAUAGCAAAACGCCACCGCGGUGGCACUUGCAGCAGGAUAGCAAUCGUCGCCUGACACGAAGCACCGAGGAUCUCACUCGGACGAUUGCCGGAAGCAAUACCGGUGUACUAGCACCAUCUGCCGUAGAAUUCCGUUCGCACGGCGACGGAUCACCAAGGCGGGAAGAACCCGGGUCCGCAUACCGUCACUCGACACAAAACUUACCGUCGCAGUACCACGCUCUCAAGUCGGAAUCCAGCUAUCAUAUCAACGUACAGCCCAACUCUCCGGGAACGCUUUCCCUGCCGAAGGGCUACAAUCCGAUUGCGCAGCUUAUUGCUGUGGAAAGCUUGGGAACCUUCCGGAUGAAAGUGUUUCACGCAACGGAAUCGUGCACUCCGGCCGGUGGGAAGCAACCGGACGAGUACGAUCUGUGGUGCUCUCGGAUGGAUGCCCGUCCAUCGGCAAUCGGCACCGGUGGUAAUGCGUUCGUGAAUCGGAUCUUCAGCGAAGCGUACGAACGCUCGUUCAAGGGACGAAGCGGUGAAGAGGUGCGAUCUUCUGGAAUGGGCUUCUCAGGCGAUCCGCUACAAGCCCAGCUGCAACGCCAAUCGCUCAAACAAGUGUUGCUCCAUCAGCGCACCAAAGACCUCCAGGUACUCGGUUGUCUGAUCGUGGAGAUCUUUCUUGCACCGAAGCUGCUGCCGCUCGGGAGCUGUCUGCGACAGGAGUUCGACGAGCGUUUAGAGGCUGCAAAGCGACUUGUGAUCGAUGAACCAAAGGCACUACCCCUCUGUCUACUACCGAUCGUACGGCAGUUGCUAGGUCUAGGAGAUUCCAGUGCGAUCGUAACGGAUCGUGGGCUUCCACCAGCAACGCCGCAUCAGUAUCUGCAACCGCUGCUCGCAAAUCUACUAAUUCCAUUUCCGAGCACAUACGGUCGGCUUUACCGUACGAUACGUGCUCUCGGUGCGUACGACGAGUGUGUCCAGCUGCUCGAGCUGCAAACGUUCUUCGAGUGUGAUGGGAAAAACUGCUCCCGCUAUGCAUCUCUCGAUCGAACCCGCAUCGAGUAUCGACGGCGGAUCGCCGAGUGUAAGGUCAAUGCGUGUGUUGCCCUUGCCGAUCCCUUGCUAGCCCCCGGUGGCGAGCAGUUCUCGGUCGUGGAACUCAUACUGCCGCACAUUAUCGAGCUGAUCCGCCAGGACGAUACCUCGAUACCAGCUGCCUGGAAUAUGUUCGAUUCGCUCGCUACGGCGCUGGGCGUACGAAAGACUCAGGAAUACCUUCUCCAGCCGAUUCUUGCCUUGUACGAUUCGGACGAAGGCGAUGGUUUCGGUGGACCGGGAGCUCGGCCCGGAGCAACUACCAAACCGAUUGGUGGCGAUGGCAGUGGCACCGACCCUACGACGAUGCUGGGCAUGCCAGGGUUUAUCCCAGCUGGUGGAGGUGGAUCGGCCAAGUUCACGCCACGCUAUACCUCGUUCAAGUCGGAGAAAUCGGUUAAGCUUUACCAUCACAGCUUUCUGCUGAAGCUGAUCGUACGGUUCGGAUUGCGGUGCUUCCUUGAUCACUUCAUCGUGCCACUGGUCGAGGCGGUCGGUGGGUACCGGGACGGUGACUUUCAGCCCUGCUACCACGUUCACGAACCAUCCGUGUGGUCCGGUGAAUUUCGAAAGUCACGCUCCUACCGUAGCUUCAAACUGAAUGCCGCCACCACCGUCGACCCCGUCUCGGAACAUUCGAACGUUGACACGACCACGCUGGUAUCGCCAAAUUGUUCCGACAAAACGAUUUCUCCUACGGUGGCUGGCAGAAGCUUCCCGCUCGAUGACGAUCCAGCGAGCGUUCAAGAAACCGGAAGUAGUAGUGGUGUCGGCGUUGGAGGUGCGGAUGAAAUGUUUAGCUUUGAUGAGGAUUCAACGUUGAAACGGCGGAGCACGAUCGAGGAUGAUGAAGUAGCGGUAGAGCAGGCGAUGCGUCGCAUCAUCGAUGAUGAACCGGAACUGGGAACGAGUUACGACCUGAAGCUGAACCUCUCGCAAGCAGAAGAAGCACUCGAAGAGAGCACGUUAACUGAAUCUGCCGUCGCAAGUGGAAGCCAGGAGCUGAAAUCUCCUACCAUCCCGAUACCGUCCUCGUUCCGGCGCAGCAUUGAGUUCAAUUCGAUCGGUUGUGAGAUCGGCUCAAAGAAGAGUCUCGAUUCGGCCGAAUUUCUCUCCAAGACACCUAGCGAGGUGACCGCCAAAGAACCCAAGGAAUCUGGCCGGCCGACGCACACUUCCGAACUGAACCGAUCGCGAUCGGUAGAUUCGAACCGGACGAUCCGCUCGAACCGCAUCUCGGAGAUGAGCUCGGAGAGUAUCGUGUGGCUAUCGCACCGAUUGGGGCCCGUGCUGACCGCACGCUACCUCUCGAGGAACCUGCUCAAGAUGCUAACACUGUGCUACAUCGGUGCGGAGAAUUUGUUCCCGGGCGAAACGACUGGUGACGAGCGGAACCAAUCACCGUCCCCGCUGACGGGUGGUGUCGAAGGAUUGAAUCACUUCUCCAUCACCGACGGUGGUGUCGUGGGCGAUGGUGCGGCACUGCGUGUCAUCGAUUGUCUAACGUCGAUAUCGGCCCUGUUCGGUGAGCACUUCAUUCUUGCCCAGUACCUACCACAUGCCGGUGAAGUGAUCGCGCUGUGUCGUAAAAAGAUCACCGUGACGCUCGAGGGCGGAUUGAUUAGUGCACUCCAGCUGCUUAAGUGUCUCGUACCGUACCUGAACGAUUCGACCGUAAUGGAGCAGUUGUCGGAAGUGUUCCUGCGCCAGAUACUGCAUCCGGCGGUGCGACUUCUCGAGUCGACCAAGUACACCAUGCCCAAUGGUUUCCUGGCACGAUCGGUGCUGGCACGCAAGCUGAUCGACACACUCUACGUCCUGUCGGUGCGAAUCGGUCGCGAGAUGACGCGGGAACACAUCUGUGUGCCGGCCCUGCAACGAUUCUUCUUAAUCUUCGACAAAGCGUACGCGCAUCCGGAUAGUCUAGGCGCAACCACCACGGUCGAUCCGCAUAGUGGGAUGACAUCCCAAGGUGAGCUUCCCUUCGGUAGCUUCACACCACCGGGGGUCCUGUUGGGUGAGCAUGCUCCCCCAAACACGGCCGGCGCUGAUAGCAGCGGCGGACGGAUGAAGGCGAUGGAGGAGAUCCGCGACGUAUUCACUCCGAAUCUGGCUUACUAUAGCUUCAUACCGUUCCUAAACUACCUCGGCCAGCAGGAGAUGGCACGUUGUGUCCGCAAUUUACCGCUCAUCCUCAACCUAUGCCACGAGCACGAACAGAUGGACUACCGCCGCUCGUCCAAGGGAACGGGCCAUUCAUUCGAUGCCCAACGUUCUGACGAAGAGGAGCAAUCCCUGCAGCAUCAGCAACAGUUGGAUUCGCUCAACUGUUCAAAUAGCUUUGGUUCGAACAUUAUCGGGAAUCGCAUCGAAUCCGGACGUGAUACCGACGGCUCGGCAGUACCGAUGUCAUCGUGGACGCAGCUCGAGCAUAAGGAUCUCCUAGGUCUGGUAACGUACAAGUUGGACAAUGUGAACAGCUCGCGAAACUUGCGUGGCAACUGGCUCGCAUACUGGGAGCAUGAGAUAGGCCGUUCGGAAAAGGACACGCGACUUAAUCUGAAGCAGAUCAAACUGCAGUCCUAUACCGGGCACUCAAGCUCCAUUAAGGCGCUGUUGGCACUGGACAAUGAAAAUAGCUUCAUCUCCGCUUCCAAGGACAAAACUGUGAAGCUGUGGUCGUUGCGCAGCGAAGGCGAUGGUUCCAAGGUGUCCUCCUGUCAAUUCACGUACGCCAAUCAUCGGAAAUCAGUCCAUUCGUUGGCGUUCCUCGAAGCCUUGCGGCUUACCAUCUCCUGUGAUUCUGGCGUUCAUCUGUGGGAUCCAUUCGUUGGUUCACAGAUCGGCCAGCUGGAUAUGCCCCGACAUGCGCCCGUUUCCGUGGUGAAAACGUUUCCCUCGCCGAACUGCUUGGUGCUGGCAGGGACACCCGAUAGCUCGGUAAAGUUGAUCGAUGCCCGCACCUUUAGCUACUGCCACGAAUGGAAGGUUGCACUGGCACCACUCGGUACGGUGCGUACCAUAGCGGUAGCACCGAGUGCUAACUGGAUUGCCGUUGGGCUUAACUCUGGUCACAUAGGAGUGCUGGACGCACGAACUGGUGGUAUCAUAGCCACGUGGCGUGCCAAUGACAAUGAUCUACUGCAGCUGCUCGCUCCGAACGAUGCCCAGCUGGUUAGCUCCAGUCUGGAUCAACUGAUCGGUGUGUGGAACCCGAGCAGCGGACACUUGCAGUAUCAUAUGCGGACACGUCCAGAGCCGGUACACUGCAUGGCGAACAGCGGGCCUGAGUUGAUAGUCGGUACACCGACCAAUCGCAUCGGCGUCUAUGCCUCGAUACUGCCAGACGCCCCGUACUCGUACACGAAGCUGCGCUCCGAAACGUUCCGCGGUGUGCUGACAAGCUUUGCGCUGCUACCACUGAACCGAAUGAUGCUGGUCGGUGGUGACAACGGUACCGUUACCCUGCUCUGUUAAUGUUGUCCUGCUACGGUUCAGUUACUGCUGCACCUACCUACACUCCAACGCCGCUCAACUUAUCAUUCCUUUAUCCAAAGUCGGGCAAACAUUCCAAAAAUAUAAAAGAAGAAUAUCGUGAUGGACCGCCCAUAAAGGGCUAUCGUAGCAGUAGAUCGUGAAUCACGAAAUAGCUCCUAUAUUUGUAGUGAUAUUAUACUUGAAGAAAGUAAACCCCCAAUGAUCUUGUUUUUUUUUUGUCUGCGAGUGUGUACUCCGGUGUGUGCGUGAUAGAAGAAAUGCGUUUGAAAUAAAGCAAAUGACUUUCUAGA